Messenger RNA from Pararge aegeria (speckled wood butterfly), 6434 nucleotides. Its product is annotated as protein toll-like. Gene Ontology annotation, cellular component: extracellular matrix. Gene Ontology annotation, biological process: signal transduction. The record is from RefSeq and is a predicted model, not a curated record. Gene Ontology annotation, molecular function: protein binding. Lineage: Eukaryota; Metazoa; Arthropoda; Insecta; Lepidoptera; Nymphalidae. The transcript has 12 exons. Bases 251 to 3193 code for a protein of 980 amino acids.
CUAAGGGAGAGUUGUGUGCGUGUAACUUCGUAUUUUGUUUUGAUGAAAUCGUGCUAAAUAAACUUUAGUUUUGUGUUUAAAGUGUAUUUUAGCGCGAUGUAAUAGUGUUUUGAGUUCAGUUUAAUUGUUUCCAAAGUUAGUCAACAGAGGAUGACUCGGAUUCGUUAAUUUCGUGGAAUGCCAAAUCCUCGUUGAGAUCAAGAUUGUUAUGAUUUCAUAUAAAGCGCUUCUGCCGCGCCGGUGACGCGCGAUGGCCGCGCGGCUGUUGCUGCUGGCCGCUGCGGCGUGCGCGCUGUCGGAGGAGCCGCUCUACUCGCUGCAGCGGCCGGGGCCGGAGCGCGGCUGCGAGUCGGCGGCGCGGCCCGGCGGCGUGCUCAGCGUGGAGUGCGGCUUGGCCGCCGGCCACGUGUCGCUGACCGCCGACGCCGCCGGCACCUUCCUCAAGCUCACCUGCCUGGACGAUAACAGCACGUUCUCGUGCGACGAGCUACAGCAAGCGGGCGAGUUGUUGCGGGCGCGGAUGGACGCGCGGUUGCUCGCCAACCGCACGCUCGAGCGCUUCGAGGUGAGCGGCUGCGUUUUGCCGCGCGGGCCGCUGGCGUGCGCGCUGCGGCUGGUGCGCGCGGCGGACGCGCGGCUGGUACUGCUACGCGACGCGGCGGGCACGCUUUCGCCCGACCACGUGGCUGGGCUGACGCGCGUUGAAAAGCUGCGUCUGUACUACCGCAGGGAAGAAAACGAAACCGCCGUGCCUUGGCACGCGUUGGCGCAGUUGCCCGCGCUCACCAGCUACUCGCAGUGGAAGGGGGCGCUGCAGUUGGAGGCGGGGGGCGCGGGGGGGCUGGGGGGCCCGCCCGCGCUUCCGGGCCUGCGCAACCUGGAGCUGGCGGACGGGGGGCUGCGGGACCUCCCGCGGGGGGCCUUCAGCCACGCGCCCGGCCUCACCACUCUGGCGCUGUGGGGGAACCAGAUCGAGAGCGUGGAUGAAGGGGCCUUCGAAGGCCUGUCGCGGCUGGAGAGCCUCAGCCUCAACUCCAACCGGCUGGGCGCGCUGGCCCCCGCCGCGCUGGCGCCCGCCCCGCGCCUGGCGCGCCUCGACCUGUUCCGCAACCGCCUGCGCGCGCCGCCCGCGCCGCCGCCGCGCCUGCGCGAGGUGUACAUAUUCGACAACGCGGCGCCGCUGACUCUGCCCGAGCUGGCGUUCGCCGACCUGCCGGCGCUGCAACACCUGGAGCUCAGGACGAGCUCCAUCCGGCGGCUGCCGGAGCUCGUGUUCCGGAACAGCAGCGACCUGCGCCAACUGCUGCUGUCCGGAAACAACCUCACGGGCGUUCCGGAAAGCGUGUUCCGCGGCCUCGGGGUACUGGAGGUGUUGGACCUGAGCCACAACCGCCUGUCCGGCGUGCCCGAGCGCCUGCUCGCCGGCCUCGCGGGGCUCCGGGUGCUCAACCUGGCCGGCAACCAGCUGCCGACCCUCAGCGAGACGGUGUUCAUCGGGCUAUCGGCGCUGAGGGAGCUUUACCUCGCCGGGAACCGAAUCCAGAUCCUGCACAGCGAUACCUUCAGGGCGGUCACGGGAUUAGAAAUCGUCUCUCUGGCCAACAACAACAUGUCUAUCUCGAGGGAAGAGAACAUCUACCCCUUCAUUCCGCCGGAACUGUACGCCGAGUACCAACUGGACAAAAACAGCACGUCGGCCGACCAGAUCGAGUACCACUCUCCGCUGCGUGAACUGGUGAACCUGCGCGAAUUGGACCUGAGCGGUAACCGUGUCCGCCUGAUGUGCGACGACUGGCGCUCGGCCUGGAGUCUGCGCCGCUUGGACCUGGCGCACAACCUGCUGACCGCACUCACGGACACGGACUUGGCGUUCACCUCCCAGAGCAUCAAAGUGGACUUGCGCCACAACCGCAUCACGCGCUUCCGGCCCUACGUGUACCCCGCCGGCACCGCGGCCACCCCCACCGUCUUCCUCGACCACAACCCCUUCAGCUGCGACUGCCGCCUCUACCCCGCCGUGGACCUGCUGCGGCGACGCGCGCUCACCGCCGCCCUGGAGAUCCGGCACGCGCUCUGCGCCUCCCCCCCCGCGCUGCUCGACACCCCCCUCGCGCGGCUGCGGCCCGAGCGGCUGAGCUGCGCGCUGCCCGACUGCCCGCCGGGCUGCGAGUGCACGGCCAGCCCGGCCGCCGCGCGCGUGCUGCUCGACUGCCGCGCGCUGCCCGCCGCGCUGCCCGCGGGCGCCGCCUACACGCACCUGCGCCUGCGCGCGCCCGCCGACCUGUCGCGGCUGCCGGCGCGCAUCCGCCACGUCGACCUCUCCGCGCUCAACCUCACCCGCGCGCCGCGCGUGGCGCACGCGCUGGAGAUCGACCUCACCGACAACCGCCUGGAGGCGGUUCCCGUGGCCCUGCUCGAGGCGAACUGCGUGUUGCGCCUCGCCGGCAACCCGCUCCGCUGCGGCUGCGACCGCGCGGCCGACCUCGAGCUGCUGCAGCGCAAGCGGCGCCUGGUGGCCGACUACGGCGACCUGACGUGCGACGACCGGCUGGCGGUGGCGGGCGUGCACGUGGCCGGCCUGUGCGCCGCGCGGGACGCCACGCUCGCGGGCUGCGCCGCGGCGGCGUUCGGCCUGCUCGUGGCCGCGGGCACCGGCCUGGCCUUCCGCCACCGCACGCUGCUGCGGGUCCUGCUGCGCAAGGCGGGGCUGUGGCGCGGCGCGGACGCGGGCGCGCGCGAGUACGACGCCUUCGUGUCGUUCUCGCACGGCGACGAGCGCUACGUGGUGGACACGCUGGUGCCGCGCCUGGAGGGCGGGCGCCGGCCGCUGCGGCUGUGCCUGCACUACCGCGACUGGGUGGUGGGCGACUUCAUCCCGGCGCAGAUCGCGCGCUCGGUGGAGGCGUCGCGGCGCACCAUCGUGGUGCUGUCGGAGCACUUCGUGCGCUCCGUGUGGGCGCAGCACGAGCUGCGCGCGGCGCACGGGCGCGGCCGCCUGCUGCUGCUGGUGCUGGCGGACGUGCGCGCGGCGGCGCUGGGCCCGGAGCUGCGCGCGUACGUGGCCGCCAACACGUACGUGCGCGCCGACGACCCGCUCGCCGUCGACCGCCUCAAGGACGCCGUGCUGGCGACCCGCGCGCCCUUCGCCCCGCGCGAGCCCGCCGCGCCCGCUCGGGGGGCUCGGCCUUCCUAGAACCGUCACGACGACUACUCGAUAGCUGUAAUUCAGGAGUCACGUAGGAUCAAAAUUUCUACGUGAACAGAGUCGCGAGCGACGGCUAGCUAUCCCUACAUGAUAUAUAGAAUUGCCAUUCCAAACAAAUGAUGAACAUUAUGCGAGUGGAAUGUGUGAUGAGUGUUCGGUGAGUCAACAUGUUUGUGUACUCAUUGAGAGUAGCGGCGCGCAAGCAGAGGGUGGGGGUCUUCGAUGCAAAUGUGUAUUCAUUUGAAACCAUCGUGCUCACAGAAGCUACAAAAAAACGGUGUUACAAUAAAAUUUCACUUUCCAAACACAUGUUGAUUCGCGUCAAUCUCGAAUUGUGAUAAAAGUGUAUUUUAACAAGUCUAUUAUGAGAAGAGUCAAUUUUGACGUCAUUUCGUCGCCACGAGACAACAUGGUGCUUCCCGGAUACUCCUAUGUUUGGUGCUUUAUGUGCUAAGAGUCGGUCGAGGCAAAAGUGGCUCUAAACACAGCAAUAAAUGAAAAGACUUUUUUACGCGUCAUCAAACGCUUUAUAAAAUAUUGUGUUCUGGUUUGAACCCAUUUUGCGCUCACCGUGUUAAUUAUACUUAACGUUAAAAUGUUGUGGUGAACACACCCCGUGACGCGGUGACACCCCACGAAUGAGUCCACAUCCAUGUGACGUAAUUACACCACACCAACUUGACAUAAAGACACCCCAUCUAAGUAUCACGUUGACCUGCACACGUGAUACGAUGACACCCCGCCCACGUGACGUAACGACACCCAACAAACUUGUGUUGACGUCCAAACGUAAAGUAACGACAUUCAACAAACUUGUGUUGACGUCCAAACGUAAAGUAACGACAUUCAACAAACUUGUGUUGACGUCCAAACGUAAAGUAACGACAUUCAACAAACUUGUGUUGACGUCCAAACGUAAAGUAUCUUUUCACAACAAACGUGUCAUCCCCACUAAUGAUCUGACUAAACACUAAACAUGUCCUUACGUAGGCUGUUGCGAGUGUGUCUCUAUCCUAAACAGAUUGACGUAAACUUCCGCAGUUAAAGCAAUAAUAACAUAGGUACUUUGUAAAAUUAAGUUUUGAAUAUUGUUAUAUAAUUUCUAUAUUAUGAUCUAUGAGUUGAGAUUCUCUUCUAGAUAUAAGAAAAUUAUGUUAAAAGUGAAAAGGGGAAAAUAGAGAGCGAGUGUCGCAUGCGUCGCUACAAAGGUUGGCUAAUUGGCCAACUUAAAGUGCUUCGAAAAUAAACGUGUAAUAACAUGGCAGUAGCUAUUCAGAUUUUUGUCACGUUGUGAGAUUUGAAAGGUGCUCUCAGUAGAAGUAUCACAAAACACUUUUGACGUAUAUUUGUAUCGGCCCAUAUCAUAUACCUGUUUUUACUGGUAUAUUGUAAUAUUUUAUUGAAUCUCCGGUUGUUUUUGUGAAACAAACAAAUAAAUAGAAUUAUAUUAGUGCUAGAAUUUAAUUGCACCAACAAACAUCGCGGGUGCGUUUGUUCGUGUGAAGCAGCUUACUGUAGAUUAGAACAUAUAUCAGUCAAACGGGUAACAUUGCGUAUUUUUUUUGCUUCCAACUUCUUUUAGUAGUAGGCAAAUAAUAAUUCAGAAUAUUCAUUUGAAUUGUUAUUUGUUUACUACAAAAGUUAAACUUAAACUGAUAAUUUUGAGGUAGUUUCAACGUCCUCUUUAUCUUACUUUGUCAACGGUGGCGUCGGGAGAUGAAUACAAUUUUGUUAUUAUAUUAUAUUCUAUACUACUAUCGUUACUAAUAUUAUAAAUGCGUUUGUUUGUUUGUCCUUCCGUCACGCCCUAACUGAGCAAACGAUCAACAUGAUUUUUGUCAUAGAGUUAGUGAAAUUAAAAGAUCGGAGAGACUCAUAGGCUUUUACUUCGGUUUUCCACGGUUCCCACGGGACUCGUGAAAAACCGAAAUAAACGCGGGUUUUUAAAAAUUUUCUUCAACUCUCAUAUAUAUAUAACUGGGAUGUUGGGACUGCAUAAUAAUUUCGACGUUUGGAUUCAUCCAUUAUGUUUUUAUUUCUUUUCAUUCUCGUGUUUAUACCACGAUAUGUGGACCUUGUCUUCUUCAGAAUUGAAGGAAGACUUAUUGUUUCUGUUUCCUAACGACCGAAUACCUUUUAUUUUACUUAUCUAUAUAUUAAAAAAACACCUCAACUCGACCAAUAAUUAUCAAUGAACAGUAGAUUAAAGAUAUUAUAUAUUAGCGACAUUCCGUAGCGGGGGUAUACAGCAUUAAAUAACAAUACCAGAAAUCUCUCGGUCAAAGAACAUGAGUUGUUAGUUUUAAUGUUAACAUCAGCAAACAGAGGUUUUUGGUAUUUUUAUUUAACGCUGUAUAUCUUGUGGACAACUCUGACCUUACCAGAGAUGGACGUUUAAACGAUAAGCGUUUAAUGAAAGUGUUUUUUUAUAUAAUUGAAACACAAGCACGCCGGUUAAAUAAACCAUUUAAGCAUGGGGUUUUUUAUAUAUAUAUAAUUAUUAAUAAUCACAUAUAUAUAUAUAUAUAUACGAGUAGUCAAUAAUCUUAAUGGCGCGAAUACAAUUUUAAACGUCAGUCGAUGAAACAAAAAAGGUUUGGAUACCAACUAGGCCGAUUGGCGCAUUGGUAGUGACCCUGCUGAAAAAAUAUUCCUCUACAUGUUAGCCCUUGACUGCAUGUCACCUGGUGGUAAGUGAUGAUGCAUACUCCUAGUCGGUUUCAACGCGACAUCGUACUAGAACGCUAACUCGCAUAGCGGCACGUCGCGUCGGCCCGUGCUAGUUACCACCCUACCGACAAAGACGUGUCGCUAAGCGAUUUAGUGUUUCAGUACGAUGUCGCGUAGAAACCGAUUAGGGGUAUGACUACCAUACUCCCUAACCGGUUAGCCCGCUACCAUCCUAGACUGCAACAUCACUUAACACCGGGUGAGAUUGCAGUCGAGGGCUAACUUGUAGUGUAAUAAACCAAAAAAUGAAUGUUACUGCAGAUCGAAUAAAUUAAACGGUCCAUGUUCGACGACACAAAACUUACGGUGUAUGUGAUAUUUAGAUUAUUUUUGUACUAUCAUUUUUAUUCAUAAGAAACGUGUACAACUGAUAAUCUUCACAAGAAUCUCGGAAUUUUAUUGGUUAUAUAAAAAAACUAUAUUUUGUUGGUUUAUUAUCGAAAAGUGAUGUUAUAACGAAAAAUAUUUUACUGAUUUUGUAAUAAAGAGCUAUAAGCGG